This is a messenger RNA of Ambispora leptoticha, 763 nucleotides long. The record is from the annotation of a GenBank genome assembly. Lineage: Eukaryota; Fungi; Glomeromycota; Glomeromycetes; Archaeosporales; Ambisporaceae.
AUGACUGACAUGAUAAUGCUAAAUAGCAGGGUAUACUUUAUCGUAACGGUAACACUUUUUGUAUUGAGCCAAUUUACUGCGGAUGGAAUUCCAAUUGCAUCGUCCGAUGUUUUAGAACGAAUGUUUGUUUCUAUUGACGUUCCGUCAUUUGAACUAGGUAAUAAAGUUUUUAGUGAAUUAAUUUUUGAGUUUCUUGUUUACCUCAAAAUUUUACCCGAGUAUUUAUCACCUAAACUUCAAGAUAUCGAUGUCCCCAGUUAUGAUGAUAUGAAAGACAAAGUAUCCGUUAUGAUUGAAACCCUCCCCAACUACGACGAGAUAAACGACAAAGCAUCCGUUUUGUUCGAAACCCUACCCAGCUACGACGAAAUAAAAGAAAAAGCAUCCGACGUAUCAAAUAAAAUACCUAGUUAUGAUGAAAUCAAGCAAAACUUUAACGAAAUAAAAGAGAAUCUCCCCUCGUCGAGUGAAAUAAAAGAAAAAACAACCGAAUUCAGGGAUUUCGUAACUGAGCACGUUGUGCUUGUUUCCGCAGCAAUCGGCGCUGCUUUGGUAGCAGUUGCGCAUACCGUUUUUUUCCAUGCACUCACAUGUUUAGGAUUUACCUCAGAAGGAAUAAAGUUUGGUAGUUGCGCAAGCUUAUGGAUGAGCACCAAUGGACCUGUGGCGGCUGGGGGUUGCUUUGCUAAUUUCCAAAGCGUUGCAGUUACAAGAGCUAUAUUAUCAACUGGUGGAUAUGUUUUAAGUGGUGUAUUUGUGACUG